This is a messenger RNA of Capsella rubella, 2173 nucleotides long. Its product is annotated as putative L-type lectin-domain containing receptor kinase V.6. The transcript has a single exon. Gene Ontology annotation, biological process: protein phosphorylation. The record is from RefSeq and is a predicted model, not a curated record. Bases 1 to 1986 code for a protein of 661 amino acids. Gene Ontology annotation, cellular component: plasma membrane. Gene Ontology annotation, molecular function: protein kinase activity; ATP binding; carbohydrate binding. NCBI's taxonomy places the organism in Eukaryota, Viridiplantae, Streptophyta, Magnoliopsida, Brassicales, Brassicaceae.
AUGUCUCCUGAACUCAAAAUCUUGCAAAUGCAUAUUCUUGUUCUGUUGCUUACUCUGUUUUCAUGUACUUACAACUCCCAUGGCAAAUAUAUCCUGGAAGGAUCUGCAGUUUACGACCCAAACAAUUACAUGAUUUUAACGAACACCACGAAGCAUUCCUACGGUCAAGCUUUCAACAACGUAUCCACUUCCUACAAGAACCAGUCUUUCAGCAUCAACUUCUUGUUCGGGAUCGUCUCUGAGCAUAAGCAGCAGGCCUCGCACGGUAUGGCUUUCGUUUUCUCUCAUACAAGAAGCCUUCCCGGAGCUUCCUCCGAUCAAUACCUUGGAAUCUUUAACGAAAGAAACAACGGCAACGCAUCAAAUAACGUAAUAGCUAUCGAGUUAGAUAUACAUAAAGACGAGGAGUUUGGAGAUAUCGAUGAUAAUCAUGUUGGGAUUGACAUUAAUGGUUUGACAUCUGUUCUCUCUGCUCCUGCUGGUUACUAUGAUGAUAAAGAUGGAAACUUUAGAAACCUUUCUCUGAUCAGCGGAAAGGUAAUGAGACUUUCCAUCGUUUAUAGUCACAUCGAUAAACAGCUCAAUGUUUCUUUGUGCCCUGCUGAAUUCAUUGUUCCUCCGAACAAGCCACUCUUGUCUUUAAACCGAGAUCUCUCCCACUACUUUUCGAAGGAGACCUAUCUUGGCUUCACGGCAUCGACGGGAUCCAUUAGAGCACUCCAUUAUAUGUUGAUUAUGCAGCCCUUUAAUGGACUAACAUAUCCACCGAUGGAGUUUGGCGUUGUCCCCACCCUUCCUCCAUAUCCGAGAAAAGCCUCUGACAGAACAAGGACGAUUUUAGCGGUCUGCUUAACAUUGGCCGUGUUCGCUGCGUUUAUAACCUCCGGGAUUGGUUCUGCCUUCUAUCUGAGGCACCAAAAGGUUAAAGAGGUUCUUGAAGAAUGGGAGAUUCAAUAUGGACCUCAUAGGUUUGCUUAUAAAGAGCUUUACAAUGCCACAAAGGGUUUUAAGGAGAAACAACUACUUGGAAGAGGAGGUUUUGGUCAAGUCUAUAAAGGAACCCUUCCGGGUUCCAAUGCAGAGAUUGCUGUAAAAAGAACUUCUCAUGAUUCAAGACAAGGGAUGAGUGAAUUUCUAGCCGAGAUUACGACCAUUGGUCGUCUCAGACAUAAAAAUCUAGUCAAGCUUUUGGGAUAUUGUAGGCAUAAGGACAAUCUCUACUUGGUUUACGACUUUAUGCCCAAUGGAAGCCUUGAAAAGUAUCUAAACCGUAGCAACACGAAUGAGAAUCAAGAACGGCUGACUUGGGAGCAACGUUUCAAGAUCAUCAAAGAUGUUGCAACUGCUUUACUACACCUGCAUCAAGAAUGGGUACAAGUCAUCAUUCAUCGAGAUAUCAAACCGGCUAAUGUUCUAAUCGACCAGGACAUGAAUGCGAGGCUCGGGGAUUUCGGACUGGCGAAGCUUCAUGAUCAGGGAUUUGAUCCUCAGACAUCAAGAGUAGCGGGAACAUUCGGUUAUAUCGCCCCAGAAUUUUUAAGAACAGGGAGAGCAACCACAAGCACCGAUGUUUACGCUUUCGGGAUGGUGAUGCUUGAAGUAGUUUGUGGUAGAAGGUUGAUUGAGCGACGUGCAGCGGAAAAUGAAGAAGUUCUUGUGGAUUGGAUCUUAGAGCUUUGGGAAAAGGGGAGAAUUUUCGAUGCAGCUGAGGAAAGUAUCCGUCAAGAUCAAAACAGAGGAGAUAUUGAGCUUGUUUUGAGGCUGGGAGUGUUGUGUUCGCAUCAAUCUGAAUCAAUCAGACCAGAUAUGAGUGCGGUUAUGCGUAUCUUGAAUGGAGUUGUGCAGCUUCCAGAAAAUCUUCUUGAUGUGGUAAGGGAUGAGAUAUUGAAAGGGCGCUCUGAGAAAUCACUGGAACUACUGUUUGAUGUGAAUUCAUCAUUUGCUACAUUGGCGUUUACAAGUUCUUUCAUUUCCCAUGGGAGAUGAAACCUUAAGACAUCAUACAAAAUAUGUUCUUGAAUUGUAUAUUUAAACACAUAGCUUAAUAAUGUAUGUUAUUUUUACCAUGAAACUCUUGGUCUACUGGUGCCGUAGUGGCAAGGUCUACUGGAUUCCAAGAUAGCUUCGGAAGGCAUGGGUUUGAGCUUAUACUGCUCUGCGGCACCAAUAAAUU